AUGGCGUCAUCGAAUACUCCCAUGGAAGAUACCAUACGGUCUAAGGUCACAGCGUCCCUCAACCCAUCACGGCUGGAAAUCUUCAAUGACUCGCACCUGCACUCCCAUCACAAAGCCAUGGCAGGCAGCACGUCGAAGGAAACGCAUUUCAGGAUGAUCAUCACCUCGGAAGCCUUCAAGUCCCGAAUGCAGCCAGCCAGGCACCGCAUGAUUUACUCGUUACUGAAGGAUGAGAUGGCCCAGGAAGGCGGCGUCCAUGCGCUCCAACUGCGGACCAUGACCCCAGAGGAGGAGCAGCGUGCCAAGGAGAAAGAGCAAGCCGCCGAGGCAGGUGGAAGCUGA
Messenger RNA from Pseudomassariella vexata, 342 nucleotides. RefSeq names its product bola protein. Lineage: Eukaryota; Fungi; Ascomycota; Sordariomycetes; Amphisphaeriales; Pseudomassariaceae. The coding region runs from base 1 to 342 and encodes 113 amino acids. The transcript has 2 exons. The record is from RefSeq and is a predicted model, not a curated record.